UCUGUCUGAUCUGUCAAAAAAGGGUGGCUCGCUCGGCGAGUUGUUUUUUAUUUUGAGAUUUUGGUGUUUCACAAUUUUUCAUAGUUGUCUAAAAUGGUCUAAAACUUGUGUAUUAUUUCACUGAAAAUUUGGUAUUUAUACAUAAUUUAAAAGCUUUGUAAAAAGCUGAAAUAUUUAUAAUAAAGGAUUUAAUACAAACUAGUUUCAUGCCUACGUUUCAUGUAACAAAAUUUUAAGUACACAAUAUUUUCUAUAAUGAUUGACGUUCGAGAAACAAACGUGAGCUUGACUAUUCCAUUUUCAUCCAGUGAAACUGCAAAUUUGGUGCAAGAAGUGCUAAAUGUUGAUAAAGAACUAAAAGGAAGUGGUGUUAGCCGAACAAUCACAUCUGACCAGGACACAUUACACAUUGAUUUCAAAGGUGGAGAUCUCAAGAAAUUAAGAGUUGCUGUGAAUUCCAUGAUAAAAAACAUUUUAUUGGUUGUGAAGACUAUAAACCAGUUUGAAGUUUAAAGUACCAAGAUGCCAGAACACACUCCAGCCCCAACACAUGCAAGAUCUUUGUAUGGAUUUUUUAUGUAUUUAUUUAGCAAAACUGCACUUGGAAUUUACUGUGUCUGGGCAUUUACACCUGAUUUUGUCUUACACUAUUUUAAUAUUUAUUACUAUCCCCAAAGGUACUGGUCUACUGCAAUCCCAAUUCAAUUUCUUGUAGCUCUUACAUUAUUUGCUUUUUUGAUAUACCCCAGUUCAAAUUUAACAUUGUCAAGAAAUAUAGACAGCAUAAAUACUAUAAGAGAUCCUUCUUCUCAUUACACUAGCAAAGUAGAUGUCAAAAAUAAUCAGAAUGAAAAUCUAAAUUGCAUUUGUCCUGAUAAGAGUAAAUGUACUAAAGAUAGUUAUUUUCAUAAUCCUGUUAGUAAAGAAAACCAGGUGCCUCAACUAUAUGAUUUAGACAUAAGAUUUGUAUGUAAGAAAAUGUAUUUAAAUAAAUGAACCUUAGCAGUUAAAA
Messenger RNA from Ostrinia nubilalis (European corn borer), 1012 nucleotides. RefSeq names its product phosphatidylinositol N-acetylglucosaminyltransferase subunit P (gene PIG-P). The coding region runs from base 523 to 996 and encodes 157 amino acids. Gene Ontology annotation, biological process: GPI anchor biosynthetic process. NCBI's taxonomy places the organism in Eukaryota, Metazoa, Arthropoda, Insecta, Lepidoptera, Crambidae. Gene Ontology annotation, cellular component: endoplasmic reticulum. The record is from RefSeq and is a predicted model, not a curated record. The transcript is spliced from 3 exons.